UAGGCGCGUUGGGCUCGGUAGCUGGGAGCGCGUUCUUCGGUGUACUCCCGCGUUUCCUUCUGUUCUCUCCGCUUUUGUGGAUAACUUGCUGAUCGCCUGGCGAACCAUGACUCUUGAAGAAGUCCGCGGCCAGGAAACGGUUCCGGAAAGCACCGCUAGGAUGCAGAGCGCGGGGAAGGCGCUGCACGAGCUGCUGCUGUCGGCACAGCGCCAGGGCUGCCUCACCGCCGGCGUCUACGAGUCCGCCAAAGUCCUGAACGUGGACCCCGACAACGUGACCUUUUGCGUGUUGGCCGCCGACGAGGAGGACGAGGGCGACAUCGCGCUGCAGAUUCAUUUCACGCUGAUCCAGGCUUUCUGCUGCGAGAACGACAUCGAUAUCGUGCGCGUCGGCGACGUGCAGCGGCUGGCGGCGAUCGUGGGUGCCGGCGACGAGGCGGGCGCGCCGGGCGACCUGCACUGCAUCCUCAUCUCGAACCCCAACGAGGACUCGUGGAAAGACCCCGCCUUGGAGAAGCUUAACCUUUUCUGCGAGGAGAGCCGCAGCGUCAACGAUUGGGUGCCCAGUAUCACCCUUCCCGAGUGACGGUGCGGGGCCGCGGAGACCUUGGUCUGAUCAACGUGGCGCUAUGCGCCGGGGCGCCGAGCGCGUGGCUGGUUCUGUGGAUUAAGCCCCCGGAGGGAGCCGGAAUGAGUCGUGGAGACUUGGCAGGCGGUGGCGCUUGGAGCGGGGCGCGGAGCCGCGGGCCAAUUCCCGAGGUGGGCGGGGCGCGACGGCGGCGGCGGCAGUGAGGGCCAGGCUCGCCCCGGAGCUGAGGGACUUUGCAAGUGUCCGGGAGCUGCUGCUCUCCCAGGAAGGCCGGAGGGCUGGGGACGUUGUCUGCAGGCGGCUGGGAAGGCAAGACUGGCUGGCUGCACAAGGAAGGGUGACUCAGCAGCAGCGUGCGUUCAGCAGAAUCGAGGGGAAAGGCGAGACGACUGUGGAUUUGAGGCAGUUACAGGAACGCUGGCGAAUUUAGCAGACUCGCACUGCUUUUUUGCAAACGGAUCAGGGCAAUGAUUCAUUUUUAUUUUUCUUUUUUAAAGGAUGUUGCUGUUGGAGCUUUUGAGUUUGACAAUAAAUGUAUUGAAACCAA
This is a messenger RNA of Choloepus didactylus (southern two-toed sloth), 1136 nucleotides long. It is a transcript of the gene GADD45G, whose product is annotated as growth arrest and DNA damage inducible gamma. Lineage: Eukaryota; Metazoa; Chordata; Mammalia; Pilosa; Megalonychidae. Gene Ontology annotation, cellular component: nucleus; cytoplasm. Gene Ontology annotation, biological process: regulation of cell cycle. The record is from RefSeq and is a predicted model, not a curated record. The transcript has 4 exons. The coding region runs from base 107 to 586 and encodes 159 amino acids.